AUGGACAAUCAACAACGUAGCCCUCUUCUAACUUGGGCUUACUUCUGCCAAGGAAAGUCAAUGGAGGAGCUAAAACAAUCCUUAAUCUACACGACAAUGGAGCUUGAACAAACAAGAGCAACAGUCCAAGAAGAAUUAAGAAAAAGAGACGAACAGUUACUCAACCUAAAAGACAUUCUCAACAAAGUCAUAAGAGAAAGAGACGAAGCGCAUGAAAAAUGCCAAAGACUUUUCUUAGACAAGUUGCUUUUCCAACAACAACAACAACAACAACAACAUCAAAAACAACAAAAACAAGAUCCUCUGUCUGGAAUUUCAAGCGUCGAAGAUGAACACAAACGAGGAAUUGAAUUUUCUAACAACAAUGGCUUAUCAUCAUCAGAUUGUGAAGAAAGCACGGUUUCCUCGCCGACAGAACAACAACCAACGAUGAUGAUUGAGUUGAUAGCAAAAGAUAAACCUUUGCCGGAAAAAGGUAAACUUUUGCAGGCAGUGAUGAAAGCUGGUCCUUUGCUUCAGACCCUUUUGCUUGCGGGACCAUUACCUCAAUGGAGACACCCUCCACCACCGUUAGAGACCUUUGAGAUUCCACCUGUCACAAUUCCAUCACCGACACAGCAACAACAACAACAACAACAACAAAUUCUUCAGCAAGAUUCUUCCUUUGUGAACACUAACUGUGGAAGAUUCAGUAGUAGAAAAAGGGUUUUCUCUGAAGGUUCUGAUUCUCCUUCUGCAGAUAACAACAAGUACCAGAGGAUUGUACUCCAUUGA
Messenger RNA from Vicia faba (fava bean), 774 nucleotides. NCBI's taxonomy places the organism in Eukaryota, Viridiplantae, Streptophyta, Magnoliopsida, Fabales, Fabaceae. The record is from the annotation of a GenBank genome assembly.